AUGUCCGCAGAAUUUGUGAUGACCUGGCAAGAUCAGCUUUUACAUUGGGAUGUAGAAGAUUUCAAUACGACAAUGAUUUCCAUUCGUGCAUCGCAAAUUUGGAGGCCGGAUAUCGUUGUCAGUUCAGCAAUUUGCACAACUUAUACGAUUGAUCCAGAGGAGCAGUUAAUCACUUUAUUCAACGACGGGACAGUGCGUUAUAGUAUGUAUGGGCAAUUUGUGAAUAUUUGCGAUAUGCGGGUGAAUCGCUUCCCAUACGACACGCAGAUCUGCCAGGUAAAUAUUGGACCCUGGACGUACCGGCGUGAGCAGGUGCAUAUCAUCGCCCUGCCCGUGCACUCCUCUAACUCUGGGGAUUACUCGGGCAACAGUGAAUGGGAAUUAACAAAUACAACGGUCGGUGUCCACAACACUGAAGAUACCGACAUCAAUUUUGUAUAUGAAGAAGCGGAAUUUCGGGUCUACCUAAAAAGAAGACCUCAAUUCUACGUCUUCGUACUUCUCGUCCCAACUUUAGUGAUUACGGUAGUCGCGCUCUUCGGCCUUUUCGUACCGACGAAUACAAUUGGGGAGCGAGAAGAACGGGUUAACCUUGGGGUGAUGACACUGUUGUCACAUUCUGUCAUUCUGCAGAUUGUGGGGGAUGCUAUGCCGAAAACUACUGGGUUGCCAGUCCUUGGCAACUUCAUCUUGGCCGAGAUUUUUGUAACAGCUAUUGGGGUCCUCUUUUCGGUGAUCGUUCUGUCGCUUCAUUAUAGAGCUUUGACACGAAAAUGGGAUGUUCCUCGGUGGGCCAAAUGGGUUCUACAUUUCCCAAAAAUCAAAAAGAUUAAGCGUGUUCGACGACGAAAAAGUGAAGGGUUUGGGGAAGACACCAGUGGUUUUCUGGCGGAUCUUUCACAGCUUCUAUGUCUCUCUGAUGUAUAUAUGGUGGAUGAAGAAGCUGAUCGAGUCCGAGAAAUGCGCUGGACAAGCUUUUUCGAUCGUGUCGACAUGUGCCUGCUUGUCGUCUUCCAGAUUACAAACAUCUUUGUUACCGCCUUCAUCCUU
Molecule: messenger RNA, 1050 nt
Organism: Mesorhabditis spiculigera
Lineage: Eukaryota; Metazoa; Nematoda; Chromadorea; Rhabditida; Rhabditidae
Source: the annotation of a GenBank genome assembly